AUGUUGUUAUGCCCAUUAUGGCAGCUCUUCGAUAAUGGAAGUCUCUCAUGUCAGAGAAUGUCAGAGAAUGGAGCUGAGGACAACGCGUGCGGAAGGGAAGGCUCGAUUGAGCACAGAUACGGGAGAAGAGUGAUUCAUGAGGGUCGCGAAUAUGCUGUAUCACUCCCGCCUCACGCAUCCUAUUCUCGCAAUCGCAAAAGUCCAAAAGUGUUCAUCAUCCUCACGACUGUGUCGUUCCCAUUGAAGUCGGCCUCAGGCACACGAAAAGCUACGGCUCUUCCCGCGCUCUUCAGAUACUUCGAUACUACUGCCGACGUUGGUGACGAGGAAGACGAGGAGGACUUUGACGAGGAAACGGGUGAGGUUCGGUCGAGUACCAAGCGCAAGGCUACCAAUGGCGCGGAUCUGGAAGAUUCGAGCGAGGAAGAGGACGAUGAUGAUGAUGAGGAAGCUGCGCGUAAGGUUCGCGAGGGCUUCAUCGUCGACGAAGAUGAUGACGAGGACGAGGGGGAGGAACUACGGGAAGAGCGAAGACGCGAAAGGAAACGUCGACGCGAGGAACGUGAGCAGGAAGAGGCCUUGGAUGAUGAUGAUCUUGAUCUCAUCGGACUACGUGAUGGAGACGAAGGCAGACAAGCAGAGCCGAGCAAGUUCAAGCGAUUAAAGCGUGGGCACCGAGAAGAGCGCGCGGGCAGCGAGCCUCGAGGUGUCGCAGACAUCUUCGCAGAUGAGGAUGAAGACGAUGUGCCAGGUACUGGUCGGCGUCCUGGCUUCAAUCAAUACGGCGACGAUAUGGAGGACUUCAUCGAACAGGAUGAAUUUGACGACGAUCAGCCGGAUGGCAUGGACGAGGAUCUCGGUGUUCGCGCGCCCCGACGAGCAGGCUACAGCGAUCUCAAGAAGCUGCAAGAGUCCGGUCUGGGAGAGGUGGAGCUAGAAGAUAUGAAGGCCGCUUUUGGCGAAGGCGAAGAGUUCAGCUGGGCACUGGAGGCAGAAAUGCAACACCAAGGAGAAGAUCAGCUGGAUCCGGAUAAGCCAUUGGAGCUGAAGGAUGUCUUCGAGCCUGCCCAGCUCGAGGAGCGCAUGCUCACGGACAAAGACAACCUCAUUCGCGAGACGGACGUGCCAGAGCGCUUACAGCUCGCACGAGCUCCAUAUAAAGAUCUUGCGGACUUGACGGAUGAGCAGAUGUCGAUACGGUCAGCCGAGGAGGCCCGCUGGAUCAGCGACAUCCUAUUUCCACGAAAGCGCAUGGAGCAGCGACUUCGUGAGCCUUUCGAAGCUGCGGUCAAGCAGGUACUCCACUUCAUGAACGUGGACGAGUACGAGCCGGCGUUCAUCUUCCAGAACCGCAAAGACUAUCUCAUCCACUCCGAGCCGGUGGACCCCAACAACCCCAACGGCGCCGAGCUCAAAGCUGAGAAGCUGCUCAACCAGACGGACCUAUGGGACGUUUUCGAGCAAGAUCUGAAGUACCGUGCAUUCGCAGAGCGGAGGGAGAGCAUUCAGAGGAGCAUCGAGUUGAUCAAGGAGCUCGAGCCUGACUUCGAUGAUGCCAUUUUCGACGAUUUGAUCCCGCUCGCAGCGACCAUGGACGAUCUCCAAGACCUGCAGGAGUAUCUCAACUUCCAGUACUCUACGCAGCUCAAGGAUCUCAGUAUCAGUGAUGCUGCUGUCAACGGUACUCAGAAGCGUGCGGUCGGCGCGCGAUCCGCGUGGGACAAAGUUCGCGCAGGUCCUGCCUACCACAUGGUCCGAGCCUUUGGCAUCACGGCGGAUGCAAUUGCCCAGAACGCGGAGAAGACAUCCCGUAGGACAUAUACGGAAGACACUGACAAGCUUCCCGAAGACCUUGCGGAUACUUUGGUGCGCGAUCCGGACUACAAGACUGGCGAAGAGGUCAUGAGUCGAGCGAAAGCAAUGUUCGCCGAGGAAAUCGCGAUGAGCCCGCGCAUGCGCCGACACAUGCGCAUCAUCUACUACAAGAACUUGGUGUUUGACUGCCAUCGUACGGAGAAAGGCGUGAAGCAAAUCAACGAGGACCAUCCUUACUACGAAUUCAAGUAUUUGCGGAAUCAGGAAGUCCGAGUAUUCCUGGUCGACAAACCCGAGGUCUUUCUACGGAUGCUCAAGGCCGAAGCUGAGGGUCUGGUUGAAGUACGAGUGAAGCUGCGAGACGAGCGUCGCACCAUCGAAGAUCUUCACAAAGCGAUUGAGUCAGACAACUUCUCAGAAGUUGCCGAUGCCUGGAAUGCACUCAGGAGAGAAGUGCUCGGAAUGGCUUUGACCAAGCUGCAACGCAUCCUGUCUAAAGGUGUCAAGGACAACUUGAAGAACGAGUGCGAGAACAAGAUUGCGGGCUACUGUCGCGAUGCCUUCACCCAGAAGCUUGACCAGGCCCCUUUCAAGCCGAAGGACAUGGAGCUUGGCACCUGCGCACGGGUUCUCGCGCUAUCGAACGGCGCCGGGGCUCGGGGCGAUGCCAUCUGCUGGGCCCACGUUGACGAGAAUGGCCGUGUGCUGGAGAACGGAAAAUUUACAGACUUCCGGCUUGGCUCGGACGCGGUACCGGAUGGCAAGGAUGUGUCACGCUUUGUCGAGCUCGUGGAGCGCAGACAACCCGAUGUCAUUGCAGUCGCCGGUUGGUCCGUUGAGACACGACAGCUGUACAAGAACCUGCAGGAUAUUAUCGAGAAAAAGGAGUUGCACGGGACGCCCUACGAAGACGAAGACGGUCGAGAAGUCUCAGAUGCACUUGAAGUCGUCCAGCCGCAAGACGAAGUCGCACGGCUCUACUACAACACCGACCGCGCCGCCGCAGAUCAUCCUGGUGUUCCGCCACUCACCAGAUAUUGCAUUGCUUUGGCACACUACAUGCAGAACCCACUGAAGGAGUAUGCUGCACUCAAAAAGGGCAUCACGGCUAUCACUUUCGAUCAAAAUCAACUUCUCCUGCCGGAAGACAAAUUGAUGCGAUAUCUCGAGACGGCAUUGGUGGACAUUGUCAAUCUCGUAGGUGUGGACAUCAAUGAAGCCUUUCAGGAUCCCUACACCCAGAACUUACUGCCAUACGUAUGUGGUCUCGGACCUCGCAAGGCAGAUGCCAUGAUCAAAGCCAUUGCUGCCAAUGGAGGUGAAGUCAUCAACCGCGCAGAUCUGGUCGGUGACGUUGACAACAACAAACGUCAAGCCGUCGGUGGUAAGGUGUGGGAGAAUUGCGCGAGUUUCCUCUACAUCGCUUGGGAGGACGAGCCUGAGGCCGACUAUCUAGACAACACAAGAAUUCACCCCGAGGAUUACGACAUCGCACGCAAGAUGGCAGCUGAUGCAUUGGAGCUCGACGAGGAAGAUAUCAAAGCGGAGCAGGACGAGCAUGGUCCGAAUGCCGUUGUACGAAAGCUUUUCAAGGACGAGCAAGUGGACCGCGUUAACGAUCUGAUCCUGGAGGAAUAUGCUCAACAAUUGACCAUGAACUUCAGCCAGAAGAAGCGCGCAACCUUGGAGACCAUCCGUGCCGAGCUGCAGAACCCAUACGAGGAGCUGAGGAGGAAUCUGUUCCCUCUGACCAGCGAUGAGCUAUUCACCAUGAUGACCGGAGAAACCCGCGAGUCGCUGAAGGACGGCAUGAUCGUUGCCUGUUCUAUCAAGAAGACAUUCUCGGAUCACAUUGAAGUCAAGCUCGAAUGUGGCAUUGAUGGCGGCAUUUCCGAGACAGAAUUUCCCGAGGACAUGGUACAGAAUCAGCUCGAGCCGAGAGCCGUAUGGUCGAGAGACCAGGUCAUUCAAGCCAAACUGACAUUCAUCGACCGCAAGAAGCUUACAGCGCAAUUGACUCUGCGGGAGAACGAAAUGAGAACACCCUACCGACGAUCGUUCGAUCAUGGGUUCGAUGAGUGGGAUGAUGAGCAGGAGGAUCGCGACAAGAAAGCGGCGCGCAAAGCUAUCGAGCAGAAAGUGGGUCGCCAGCAGAGAGUCAUCAAGCAUCCGCUCUUCAAACCCUUUGGAUCCGUGCAGGCAGUCGAAGCUCUCCGAAACCAGAGUCGCGGCGAGUGCAUCAUUCGACCAUCCUCCAACGGGACUGACCAUUUGGCGGUCACUUGGAAGAUCGCCAACGAUGUCUACCAGCAUAUUGAUGUGCUGGAAUUGGACAAGGAAAACGAAUUUAGCGUUGGCCGGAAGCUCAAAGUCGGCAGUUACGUGUACAGUGAUCUCGACGAACUGAUCGUUCUGCACGUACAGGCGAUGGCCAAAAAGGUUGACGAGAUGACCAACGAUGACAAGUUCAAGGACCUUUCGAAGAAGGAGACCGAUCAAUGGUUGACCACCUACCUCGAAGCCAAUCCCAAGCGAGCCAUGUACGCCUUCUGCAUCAAUACGACGCACCCGGGCUACUUCGAUCUCUGCUUCAAAGCCGGCGAGAAGGCUCCUAUCAUCCACUGGCCUGUCAAGGUCAUUCCACAAGGCUUUGACCUUCAAAAGAACAAGUACCCGGACAUGCGCGCGUUGAAGAAUGGCUUCAAAGUGCUCAUCCAGAACCAGCCGGCGACAAACGGGAGGCGCUAG
This is a messenger RNA of Zymoseptoria tritici IPO323, 4563 nucleotides long. Its product is annotated as transcription elongation factor SPT6. Gene Ontology annotation, biological process: nucleosome organization; transcription elongation by RNA polymerase II; transcription elongation-coupled chromatin remodeling. Bases 1 to 4563 code for a protein of 1520 amino acids. NCBI's taxonomy places the organism in Eukaryota, Fungi, Ascomycota, Dothideomycetes, Mycosphaerellales, Mycosphaerellaceae. The record is from RefSeq and is a predicted model, not a curated record. The transcript has 3 exons. Gene Ontology annotation, cellular component: transcription elongation factor complex. Gene Ontology annotation, molecular function: DNA binding; nucleosome binding; histone binding.